AUGGCUGUUCAGUGCCGUUCAGCUUCCAUUCCAUUUUUCUCUGUGAUGCUCCAGUUCGUACUUUACAGCUUCCGCCUGGGAGCCGCCCUGCCCCCCUUCCUGGGCUGCAGCAGCCGCUGGAGUUAUUGCUGUGCGCCUAGAAACUCCGCCGGAUCCUCGCGGCCUCAGAUCCAGUACACAUUUGCCAAGUGCCGUGCGGUCGGGGAUGGUGAUAAGAACUCUCCUCCGCGAGUAAAGUUCACGCUGCCCGCUGCUCCCCUCGGUGCGGCCGUGGGGCCGCCAGGAUACAAACUCCGGGAGGGAGGCGGCCCAGGCUCCGAGAGGCUAGAGCUCCGGGACGGGUUUUCCCUGAAGCCUUCAGUGGCGGCGCUGUCGAGCGAAAGCGGCAGAGAGACUGCCGCCGCCGCCGCGGCUAGUUCUCUUCCCCUCCUUCUUUGUGAGGGUAAGAGAGCGAGUCCGUUCCGCGGCCUGCGUCCGCUCCGUAUUCCACUCCGGGUUUGCCAGGCGGCCGCGACGGUGCUGGGUAAAAUGGCAGUGCUGAGCCUCGUGUCGGACAGCUUCGGCCACAGCUGCGGCCGAGGAGGGGAGGCAGGGCGCCCGGCCAGGCCCUUGCUCCGACUCUGCCUCCCGGCGCCCGGGCUGCUGCCGCGCGCCCUCCAGCCCGCCCGUCCCGGGUCCCCCUCCCCCCGCUCCCUCCCUCCCCGCUCCCCUCCCCCUCGCAAGGGCUUGGGGGGGAAUGAGCCGGGAGAGCCGGGUCCCGAGCCUUCAGAGCCGGGAGCAGCUGAGCCGCCGGCGCCUCGGCCGCCGCCGCCUCCUCCUCCUCCGCCGCCGCCAGCCCGGAGCCUGAGCCGGCGG
Orycteropus afer afer is the source of this 855-nucleotide messenger RNA. The record is from RefSeq and is a predicted model, not a curated record. NCBI's taxonomy places the organism in Eukaryota, Metazoa, Chordata, Mammalia, Tubulidentata, Orycteropodidae.